AUGCAAUUUAUCUAUGUUUCCGAUAUUUGCAGAGCUUUAUCCAAAUUCAAGUUUCCUCCAUUGAAGAUGCUCUGCGAGCUUCAUCACCAUCACUUCUCCUUCACUCCACAAUCCAUAAACCAACAUCAAACUACUCUACCCAACAUUGUAUACUUCUCUCCAAAACGCCGUCGUCGUUCUUUUCCCAUUUUCUCCACCCACCAUCAACCCCACCUUAAAAAUCAAGAAAUAGAUACCAACACCACCUCUACGUCGAAUGAUGAAAAGGGUGUCACACGAAAACACAAUUCUAAAUCCUCUGCUGUUCUCCUCCGCUACCUCAAACCGGAAGAAUACCAAGAACCCUUACCCGGUUCAGCUGAACUGGAAAAACAAGACUAUGCUGUACUGGAAGAAGAUAAAGAGAAGGUUCUUGAAAUGUCACUGAUAAGGAAAAGAACCCCUCAAUUUCCAGGUUCUAUAUAUGUUCAAUCUCCUACUGACACUGAUGUGAACACUUCACUGCCCCCAAUUUCAUCUUUGUUUGAUUCAAAAAAAGGAAGUGACUUUGAUGAUGAUGAGAUGCUAAUUAAGGCACUUGAGAUAAGGAGGAAAGUGACAGUGGAGAUUUUUAAAGAAGCAAUGAGAAAGGGAAGGUUUAGUAUUACCUAUUCGACGAAUUUGGUUUCCAAGUUGCCUGAUUUUAUAGAUUAUGUGAUGAUUCAUGCUGCUUCAAUGAAGCAAAUGCCUGAGUUCUCGGGUUCAUCAUUCAAUGUUCGCGCCAGAGCCUUCAUAGAUAACUCUGGUGUCGUGCCAAUUGUGAGGUGGUUAAAACACAAUGAAUUGUCAUACCCUCAAAUAGCAAACCUCAUUUGCAACUCCAGAGGAGAUCUCGAAUCAAUAAGACAUUUGGCUGAGUGGUUGAAGUCAAUUCAUGUGAAAGGGAGAUUUAUUGGGCUUGUAAUGAUUAGAGCUAAGGGGAAUGUAUUGGGUCGAAGCUUGGAGGAAUUGGACGAAAUAGUUGGAUAUUUGGAGUACAAGGGUGUGAAGAGAGAUUGGAUAGGUUAUAUUGUAGGCCGAUGUCCUGAAAUAUUGUCCUUCAGCAUGGAAGAACUAGAGUCUCGUACAAAUUUCUAUUUUGAUAUGGGAAUGGAUGAGAAGGAUUUUGGAACCAUGGUGUAUGACUAUCCUAAGGUGCUUGGGUACUUCUCUAUGGAAGAGAUGAACCAAAAGGUUGCAUAUCUAAAGGAGUUUGGCCUCAGCAACGAAGAAGUUGGAAGAUUAUUAGCUUUUAAGCCCCAUUUGAUGGGUUGUGGUAUUGAAGAGAAGUUCAAGCCUCUUGUCAAGUACUUUUACUACCUAGGGAUUUCAAAAGAUGGUAUGAGAAAAAUUCUUGUUACCAGGCCAGUGUUGUUCUGUGUUGAUUUCAAGACCACCAUUGUGUCUAAGGUUCAAUUUUUACGAGACAUAGGUGUCCAACAAGAUGCUAUUGGCAAUGUGCUUGUCAGGUUUCCCAGGUUACUCACUUUCAGCCUCUACAAGAAGAUACGUCCAGUGGUCAUAUUCCUUUUGACAAAAGCUGGUGUCUCUCAGAGGAACAUUGGAAAGGUGAUAGCUCUAGGACCAGAGCUUCUGGGAUGCAGCAUUGCUAAUAAAUUGGAUCACAAUGUGAAGUAUUUUCUUUCCCUGGGCAUAACUCUCAGACAACUAGGUGAAAUGGUUGCUGAUUUUCCAAUGUUACUGACAUACAAUAUAGAUAUCCUUCGGCCCAAGUAUCGUUAUUUGCGAAGGAUGAUGGUUCGGCCUUUGCAGGAUCUUAUUGAAUUUCCAAGGUUUUUUAGCUAUUCACUUGAUGACAGAAUAAUUCCUAGACACAAGAUUUUGGUGGAGAACCGUCUAAACUUCAAGCUUCGGUAUAUGUUGGCAAGCACAGAUGAUGAAUUUAAACAGAGGGUUGAGGCUGCCGUUGAACGACGCUUAAGAUUUGAAUCUGGAGUCAUAGAUGAUAAGCAGGCACACACUGAAAUUGAUGGCUCCAUUGAGAAGUUGCCUUUUGAUUUUGAAACAACUGAGAUACCAGAGGAAAAGACAGAUCUUUGUUCUGAUUACAGAGAUUUACCUACUGCACAUACUCAGAAUUCUGCAUAACAAACCGAAAGAAUGCAUAUAGAAUUGUCUCAAUGUUUCUAUCUCAGGAGCUCGGCCAGUUUAAGUGA
Messenger RNA from Solanum dulcamara, 2195 nucleotides. RefSeq names its product transcription termination factor MTERF2, chloroplastic. The record is from RefSeq and is a predicted model, not a curated record. Gene Ontology annotation, biological process: regulation of DNA-templated transcription. The transcript has 7 exons. Bases 1 to 2127 code for a protein of 708 amino acids. Gene Ontology annotation, molecular function: double-stranded DNA binding. NCBI's taxonomy places the organism in Eukaryota, Viridiplantae, Streptophyta, Magnoliopsida, Solanales, Solanaceae.